This is a messenger RNA of Zingiber officinale, 630 nucleotides long. RefSeq names its product pectin acetylesterase 5-like. Bases 37 to 615 code for a protein of 192 amino acids. Lineage: Eukaryota; Viridiplantae; Streptophyta; Magnoliopsida; Zingiberales; Zingiberaceae. The transcript is spliced from 3 exons. The record is from RefSeq and is a predicted model, not a curated record. Gene Ontology annotation, molecular function: hydrolase activity.
UACUUGGAACUCGAUUGGGUGGUGGAUAUCUCUUCCAUGGCCGGAGGUGAGAUACACCGGGGUGAGAUCUACCGGCUCUGGCUCUGGUGGAGCCGUCGGUGGGGAGCGGAGAGACGACGCGCCACCGUCAUCUGGCUCCUCGCCGCCGCCUUCGUGGUACUCCUCCUCGCCGCUGGCUCCCGGGUCGGCGACAAUGCUCUCAGCGAACCGGCGGCGCAUCCGUCCUCGGCUCCAGCUCUCGUCGAGCUCACCCUAGUUCACGACGCCGAGGCGAAGGGUGCAUUAUGCUUGGAUGGGAGCCCGGCCGCGUACCAUCUCACAAAAGGUUUCGGCUCUGGGUCAGACAAAUGGAUCGUGCACUUGGAGGGUGGAGGUUGGUGCCUAUCUUUGGAUUCUUGCUCUUAUAGGAAAUCUACACUAUUAGGUUCAUCAAACUACAUGGAACGCCAGAUUUCCUUUGUUGGCAUUCUGAGUAGCAUCCCAUCACAAAAUCCUGGUAAAUACUGGGCUUUAAAAGAAUGGGUGAAUCUUAUGAAUAUAUGUGUAUUUAAUCAACACUAUUUUUUUAUCUUCAUGUUUGUAACUUCAUAUAUGCAGGAUAAUCCACUUUUUUAGCGACAAUAUUUUUUU